Gloeophyllum trabeum ATCC 11539 is the source of this 612-nucleotide messenger RNA. RefSeq lists its product as uncharacterized. The transcript has 4 exons. The record is from RefSeq and is a predicted model, not a curated record. The coding region runs from base 1 to 612 and encodes 203 amino acids. Lineage: Eukaryota; Fungi; Basidiomycota; Agaricomycetes; Gloeophyllales; Gloeophyllaceae.
AUGUCAACGCCCUUGUUUUUGCUCUCUUUCCUUUGCAUCGUAUCCUCCGCAUUGGCGCAAGAACAACUGCAUGACACACCAACUUCCCGGUGGUCUGUAGGGGCCUGGGUGGGCUUGGCUGUCGGCCUCACCGCCCUCUGCGUCCUUCUGGCAAUUGUCAUUGCACGCAUAGACUACUACAUGUGCUUCAGCCGUCCUGAACCGCCCAGCCUGUCGUACACCUCGGAUCCCUGGAGGCCACCCAGCGCGACACCCGCGUUCCUCCCGGGCCUCGUGAUCCCAAGCCAUGGCUCGAGCGCGAGCAGCGAAGUGCCGCCCGCCUAUCUAGAGUCUGGGUAUCGCGCGACGGAGCCGCGGAGGGGGCUCAAUUACGAUUAUUACCAUCCCCCGCCCGGGUUGGAUGAUACCACGCCUCGUCGCGCUUCGGGGAAGGGUUUCCCGUUGUAUGAGAUGCGCGUCUAUACCGGCAAGGAAGGUUGGGAGCAGCUUGCUGACGGUCUUCCUGUCCCAGUGCAGGCGUAUUUGAAGAUAUCGUCCCUGUUGGUUGCCCCGAGGGCCCCGAACCGGGGCACCAUGGAGGACAGUGAAACAGGCGCCAUGGAUGUUCACUGA